Messenger RNA from Histoplasma mississippiense, 1095 nucleotides. RefSeq names its product 3-isopropylmalate dehydrogenase A. The transcript is spliced from 5 exons. Bases 1 to 1095 code for a protein of 364 amino acids. Lineage: Eukaryota; Fungi; Ascomycota; Eurotiomycetes; Onygenales; Ajellomycetaceae. Gene Ontology annotation, cellular component: cytosol. Gene Ontology annotation, biological process: L-leucine biosynthetic process. Gene Ontology annotation, molecular function: magnesium ion binding; 3-isopropylmalate dehydrogenase activity; NAD binding. The record is from RefSeq and is a predicted model, not a curated record.
AUGGGGAAAUACAACAUUGUCGUCUUUGCUGGCGACUAUUGUGGCCCAGAGGUGAUUGCGGAAGCUAUUAAGGCUCUCCGUGUCGUUGAGAAGAAGAGACCCGACAUUGAACUCAAUUUCCACGACCAUUUGCUUGGAGGAGCCGCCAUUGAUGCGGCGGGAACAGCUCUAACAGACGAAGCGCUAAAUGCUGCUAAAAGCGCAGACGCUGUCAUCCUAGGAGCAGUAGGAGGACCUAAAUGGGGCACCGGUGCCGUCCGCCCAGAACAGGGAAUUCUCCGCCUCCGCAAAGAAAUGGGCACCUUCGGCAAUCUGCGACCCUGUAACUUCGCCGCGCCUUCCCUAGUCGACAUCUCCCCCUUAAAGGCCGAGGUAUGCCGCGAUGUCAACUUCAACAUCAUCCGCGAGCUGACGGGCGGUAUCUACUUUGGCGAUCGCCUCGAGGACAACGGCGAUGGCCACGCGCUUGACACGGAGCCAUACUCGCGUGCGGAAAUCGAGCGCAUCGCCCGUCUCGCGGGCCACUUGGCGCUGCAGCAUGACCCGCCGCUGCCCGUGUGGAGCUUGGAUAAGGCCAACGUACUCGCCACAAGUAGGCUGUGGCGCAAAGUGGUAACGGAGGUUAUGGACAAGGAGUUUCCGCAGGUCAAGUACGGGCAUCAGCUGAUCGACAGCGCGGCGAUGCUGAUGGUGAAGGACCCGCGGAAGUUGAAUGGCAUCAUCGUCACGAGCAACCUGUUCGGCGACAUCAUCUCCGACGAAGCGAGUGUCAUCCCGGGCUCGUUGGGGCUGCUGCCCAGUGCGAGUCUGAGCGGCAUUCCGGACGGGAAGAGCAGGGUCAAUGGCAUCUAUGAACCAAUCCACGGCUCCGCGCCGGAUAUCGCGGGCAAGGGCAUCGUCAAUCCGGUCGCUGCCAUUCUCUCCAUGGCUAUGAUGUUGCAAUACUCCCUCAACCGGCCUGAAGAAGCCACCGCUAUCGAGACUGCUGUGAGGAAUGUCAUUGAGUCUGGUGUCCGGACGGGUGAUAUUGGCGGUAAAGCUACUACGAAGGAGGUGGGCGAUGCGGUUGCUGCGGAGUUGGAGAAGAUUUUGUAG